CGACGUCCUGAGGGGAAGAACAGCAAGGCUGCAAAGUUGAAUAAAAACAGCUCAGGAUGAUAAGGAAGGGAAAGACCCCACGCCGACCUCCCCCUAAAAAACCAUCGAACAAUCAAAAAGAUCCUGUCGGGGUUUACUGCCGUGUGCGCCCACUAGGUGCAGAAGAUGGAGAAUGCUGUGUUGAGGUGAUAAGUAGUACUACCAUCCAGUUGCAUGCGCCCGAUGGGCUCAAAGCCAACAGAAAUGGCGAAUUCAAAGAGACUCAAUAUUCCUUCAAGAAAGUAUUUGGAAUUAAAACAACACAGUGUGAAUUGUUUGAAGACGUUGCAAAACCCCUUGCCGAUGACCUAAUUCAUGGAAAAAAUGGUCUUCUCUUCACUUAUGGUGUGACUGGGAGUGGGAAAACCUACACAAUGACUGGUUCCCCAGGCCAAGGUGGACUUCUCCCACGCUCACUAGAUAUGAUUUUCAACAGCAUUGGACCUUUUCAGGCCAAAAGAUUUGUUUUUAAACCAGAUGAUAAAAAUGGUAUGGAAGUGCAAAAUCAAGUAGAUGCUCUUUUGGAGCGACAGAAACGAGAGUCUCAACAAUCUGUACCAAAAACUCCCUCUUCCAGGCAAAGAGUGGACCCAGAGUUUGCUGAUAUGAUUAACCCAGAUGAAGCUUGUAAGGCUGAUGAUGUGGAUGAGGACAGCAGUUACAGCGUGUUUGUCUCCUAUAUUGAGAUUUACAAUAACUACAUCUAUGAUCUGCUAGAAGAGGCGCCAAUGGACCUCAUAAAGCCAAAGUGGAAUGGUGCAGGGACACCUCUGCGACACAACACUGAGUUCAUACCACCACAAUCUAAAAUUUUGCGGGAAGAUCAAAACCACAAUAUGUAUGUGGCUGGAUGCACUGAGGUGGAAGUCAAGUCAACUGAGGAAGCAUUUGAAGUCUUUUGGCGAGGUCAGAAGAAGCGCCGGAUUGCAAACACACAGCUGAAUCGAGAGUCUAGCAGAUCACACAGUGUCUUCAUCAUCAAACUCGCCCAGGCACCACUGGAUGCAGACGGAGACAAUGUUCUGCAGGAUAAGAACCAGGUGAAUGUGAGCCAGCUGUGUCUGGUGGAUCUGGCUGGCAGUGAGCGCACAAGUAGAACUCGUGCAGAGGGUAGCCGCCUUCGGGAAGCAGGCAAUAUCAAUCAGUCUCUAAUGACUCUCCGCACGUGUAUUGAAGUUCUGAGAGAGAAUCAGAUGUGUGGCACUAAUAAGAUGGUCCCCUACAGAGACUCUAAAGUUACCCACCUGUUCAAAAACUAUUUUGAUGGAGAAGGCAAAGUCAGAAUGGUGGUUUGUGUCAACCCCAAGACUGAUGAUUACGAAGAAACUAUGCUGGUGAUGCGGUUUGCUGAGAUGACUCAGGAGGUGGAGGUGGCUCGGCCUGUCGAUCGGCCCAUCUGUGGCUUCGCUGCGGGCCGCAGACAGCGGAACCAGGCCUUCAAGGAGGAGCUGUCUCGUCGGCUAGAGGAACGUGGAGGUCCAGUAGAUGGAGAGCCUCCUGCAGCCCUAAACCAGCUGCUGCAGAGCUUUCCUCCAUUGCCUGCCAGUGAGCUCUCUGACCCCAAUGAUGAUCACACAAUUCCUAGGCUCAUAGAGGCUCUGGAAAAGAGGCAUAGGAUACGGCAGAUGGUGACUGAGGAUUACAACAAAGCUGCCAACAUGCUCAAGUCUAUGCUCCAAGAUCUGGAUGGCAACCUCAUGUCCAAAGAAAACUUCAUCCAAGAUCAGCGAGGCCGACUGGGUGAGAAAGACAAAAUGAUCCAGAACCAGAAGAACGAGAUUGAUCGGCUAGAGAAGAAAUCCAAGAUGCUGGAGUACAAGAUCGACAUCCUGCAGAAGACUACCAACAUCUAUGAGGAGGACAAGAGAGCACUGCAGCAUGAGCUGGAGAGCAGAGACCACAGGCUGCAGCGUGAGGUCUCUGAGAAGAAGCGCAUGGAGGUGCGCAUGCACGGCCUAGUUACUGACGAGAAGCUCAGGUGGCAGAAGGAGUGUGAGAGGCGUGUAAAUGCCAAGGAACUGGAGAUGCAGAACAAGCUGUGGGUGAAGGAUGAGAAGCUGAAACAGCUCAAGGCUAUCGUGACGGAGAGCAAGACGGACAGCCGGCCGGAUCAGCCCCAGCGGCCUUCCAGAGAGAAGGAUCGAGUGCCUGCCAAGAGAUCAGCCUCGCCCUCACCCGUGCCCAAAUCUUUUACUUGCCAGGCUCCAGUAUGGCCCCUCCCUCAGGCACUCAGGCCAGCCCCCCUCUCCCUCAGCACCAGCAGCAUGUCUGUGGCCUCCUGCAUCUCCGAGUGGGAGCAGCGGGUGCCGCAGACAGACAGGCAGGGCAGCCCCUCCCCUCCCCAUGGUAGGAGCAGAGCUCAGGGCCCCCCCAGCAGUCUUAGUAGGAGGAGAGGCAGGUGUUGGGCCAGAGACUGCGAGGUACCCGUCCAGCCAGCAGAUGUAGGCCUAGAAGAGGUUGGUUACAGGACUGGGCCUCCGGUUCGACCUAUGCACAGGCGCUCGCACUCGGCUGGAGCCGAGAGAUGGGUUGAUCACAAACCCUCCACUAAUGUGGAGCUGGACACGGUUAUGCAGCCCAGUGUAGCCAACGCCAUCAAAGUGAGUGCUCCCAGCGAGAAGGCCCUGGCCAAGUGUGACAAGUACAUGCUGACACACCAAGAGAUGGCCUCAGAUGGAGAGAUUCAGACCAAACUCAUCAAGGGUGAAGUUUUCAAAACUAGAGGUGGAGGACAGUCAGUUCAGUUCACUGAUAUUGAAACACUAAAACAAGAGAACCCUCUUGGCCCAAGUCGUAAGAGGACAUCAUCAGAGACUGGACCAAACCAGGAAGAGUGCAAGGAUGGGUCCUGGACUGAUGUAGAGACCAGGUGUGCUGUGGCUGUGGAGAUGAGGGCUGGCUCAAACUUGGGGCCUGGUUAUCAAAAUCAUGGCUACUCAAAACGUAGAAAACCUUAAGACCUGCCACGGCAUUGGCAUCACAGUCAAGAGUCCUUUCCUCUUGAAACCCCUCAUUACUGUGUGCAAUACUCCAAUAUUAUUUAACUUUUUAAAGAAUGCUUUUUUUAAAAAUACCUUUAUUAUAUAUAUAUAUAUAAGCCUGUACAUAUGUUCACCAAUUUGGUUUUGUAAUGUGUUUUCUACUUCAGUGUUACUAUCAAAUUCAUAGUAAUCAUGAACAUGGGGUUGUUUGAGACAGACGGCUUUGGUGAAUGCUUUUUUUCCUCCUCUCUGAAGUAUUGAACACUUUCUUGAAUCUUGGAGGGGGGGGGGUGUUUUGUUUUUUUUGUUUUUUUGUUUUUUGUUUUUUUUUGUCAUGUAGGGUAAAUGGCAUUUACUAGUCAUGAUUGCUGAGUGCAAUCCCAAUUGUAGUAGUAUACUUGGAGCACUGUGUUUUCACUUAUCUUGAUGCUGACCGUCAGAACAGAACUGAACGCCAUAGCACACAACUGUUAAUAAACAGCAUUUG
This is a messenger RNA of Electrophorus electricus (electric eel), 3507 nucleotides long. The record is from RefSeq and is a predicted model, not a curated record. Lineage: Eukaryota; Metazoa; Chordata; Actinopteri; Gymnotiformes; Gymnotidae.